AUGUUUCAUAGGUCAAGUAAGAGUCUGAAAAAUUUCUCUUUCCAUUUGAAAACUGCUGGAGCCAGGAAGCCCCACUGCGUCACCUGCUCCGUCUGCCUGGACGUCUUGGACGACCCCGUCUCCAUCGAGUGCGGCCACAACUUCUGCCUCUUGGCUCACUGGUGUCAGGUCUUGUCCCAGACAUACCGGUGCCCGGAGUGCCACCGCCCCUGCUCCAAGGACAGGAUGACCCCAGACACACGCAUCAAAAACCUAGUACAGAAAAUCAGAGACACACCACAGGAGGGGAGAGAGACAGAGCGGCAGGGGUCGGGGGCUCAACCAGAGCUGGGGCGCCCAGUGAAUCUGGUGCGUCUGGAUGACAAAGGGGGCCUGAUCCUGGACAAGGAGGCCCUGAGCCGCUGCCUGGAGCAGGGUGGAGUGGGGGACGCCCCCGUCUGCCUGGUGUCCAUCAUCGGGGAGCAGCGCUGGGGCAAAUCCUUCCUGCUGAACUACCUGCUCCGCCGGCUCCGGAGCCCGGACGCGAGGGACGGGUCAUGGAUGGGCCAGGGGGACGAGCCCCUGGAGGGGUUUGAGUGGCGCGCAGAUGAGCAGCAGGUUACCAAGGGGGUUUGGGCAUGGAGUCAGCCCUUCUGGGUCCCGGCCAAGGUGGGGAAGGUGGCCGUGCUGCUGGUCGACACCGAGGGCUCCAUGGACAUUGAAAGGAACAAGGAGACCAGCAUCAAACUCUCCGCCAUGUCCAUGCUGCUCAGCUCCUACCAGAUACUGAACGUUGGCCGUCGGCUGAAGGACCCGGAUCUCGAAUACCUGGAGAUGUUUGUGCAGGUGGCCGAACAGGUGGGAAAGGAAUACGGACUGGAGCCCAUUCAGCAUCUAGACCUGCUGGUGCGGGAUUGGAGCAGCUCCCUGGUCCUUGGAGCCCAGGGUGGGGAGCAGUAUCUGAGAGACGUCAGACAGAGGCUGGAGACAAUGUCCCCCUGCAAACACCCCAAGGCCCUGGAAGCGCUGAAGAGAAUCAGCACCUGCUGUUACCUGAUGCCCUUCCCCGGCAAGCGGAUCAUGAUUGGGAGCCAGGGAACCCUGAGAGACAUGGAUGAGGAUUUCCGGGAGAGCCUGAGGGAAUACAUCACCACCCUGGUGAGCUCGGCCAGUCGACACGUCCGGACGGACCGGCAUGGGGAGCUGCUCACCGGGACACAGCUCGCUGCCUGGAUAAAGAAUUUAUCUGAUGUGAUGAAGAAGCAUCGCUUUGGCUUCGCCUCUCCCUGUCAGAUGGCCAUCACCUUCCACAACCAAAAUAUCAUGAACACAACCCGCCGAGACCAUGCUGACUUUCUGAACGAUAAGGACCGCGAAUCCCGGAACAUGUUUGCCUGCUUGAAGGUGAGGCCAAGCAAGAUGGUGGAGCAGUUCGAGGAAAAGCACCUGGAGUUGCUGUGGUGGUGCCAGGUGGAGAUGCGGGAGCCGGCGCCGGAGAAAGAGACCCUGCUGACAGAGCUGGAGGCGGAGCUGAAGCAGGAGGCUGAGACCUUCCUGGAGAUCUACAGGAAGCGCUUCAAGACAUUUGUCAUUGCGGUGGGCAUUGGCACAGGGGCACUGGUCCUGGCACCGGUGGGGGGAGCUGCCGGGGUCGGGGUCGCUGCUGCUGUGCUCGGUAUAGCUAAGGCAGCAGCCAUUGGAGCCGGGGUGGGUGCCGUGGCUGGGAUGUGUGUGGGCGGCAGCGUGGGACGGGGAGUUGGUGAGAAUGUCACCUGGAAGGAUAAGCAGAGGGCUGAGGCCACCGCCAGCCAACGGGAACAGGGGGAUGGCACUGAGGAGCAAUCCGAUGAGGCUCCCCCGAUCAGAACAGUGCACCCCCAAGUCUGGGGUGACAAAUAA
Chrysemys picta bellii (western painted turtle) is the source of this 1878-nucleotide messenger RNA. Lineage: Eukaryota; Metazoa; Chordata; Testudines; Emydidae. The record is from RefSeq and is a predicted model, not a curated record.